CUGGUUGCGGCGCGGGUUCACCCCGGUGGCCGGCGCCGUCGCCCGCUCGGCCCCUCUCGCUGGAGCUGCUUCCCCUGCGCCGGCGCGCCGGCGGGGUUCCGGGCGGCGCCUGGCGGCACCGCUGGCGCAGCCGCAGUAUGCCCCUCGAGCACUCCCAGCUCGACGCGACCAGCGCGCGGGAGCUGCAGCAGUCGCUCGAGGCGUUCAGGGCGGAGUUCGAAGCUCUGCUGGAGGCCCGCAAGCGGGCCCGCCGCAGCGGCCGCCGGCUGCUGGAGUUCGUUCUCCGGUCGGGGGGCCUGGGCCUGGCCGCGUCGGCGGCGGCGCCGCCGCCUUCGCGGAGCGGCGAACCAGCCGUGGCCUCCGCGUCGGAGCAGGAGCCCGCUGCCCCGCCAGCGACGCCAGAGGCUCCCAGCCCGCAGAGCGCAUCGACGGCUCGCCCCGCAGGGGCUGCGGGGCCAGCGGAGGCCCUCCAGCCGGCCACGGUCCCGCGGAGGGUGGGCAUCACAGGCGUCGGCAGGCUCGGCGAGGACUCCCCCCUCGGGAACGGCCGCCGUGGAGAGCGCGCCUUCCUGGAAGAGCUCGGCGGGGAGGAGGUCCUGCGGGACCUGAUCGUGGAAUUCGCGGCGCGCCACGGGCCCAGGGAGCAGGGCAAGGCCACGUCCUCGGGCCGCGGGUUAGGCCUUGGCCUAGGCGUGCCCACUCUUAUACAGAGGGAAGCAGUGCAGGAGCUCUGGGUUGACCAGGCAGGGCAGGACAAUGCGAGCGUCACAUGCCUCUACUUGGUUGGGGCAGACACGGCGUCCUCGCGGCUCGACACCCGCCAGUUCGAAUUGGCCCGCCAGGGUGAUCUGUGGGCAGUGCAGUGCAUGCGGGAGCCCGACGCAAAAACAACGGUAUUGGACGAGUGCGAGAGGUCUGUCGCUUGGUGCAUGUCGCCGCAGACACCACCGAGGCUAGCAUCGGGCAGCGGCUCUCCCGUGCCGCCCGUGGUAGCUAAAGCAGACUUGCGGGAGCCCUGGAAUCCACCAGUCGUCACGGUUACGGCGGCGAAGCCGAGCUUGAAGAGGCCACCUCCGCCUUUGAUGGAGCAUCUUUGCGAGGAGCCAGAGGGCAGGGAGCUGCCGCGCACUGCCGAGGGCAAGGAGGCAGAUGCGGGCGGGCUCGACGAAGCGCUGCGAUUUGGCCUCGCAGUCUCUGAGGCAGCGAGUACGCCAAGGGCAGUCUUUGACAGUUUCGCAACUGGCAAGGUGAUCUCCAGGGUCAGCUUCGCGUUGCUGGUGGCAAGCUACGGCGGCAGAAGUCCUGCGCUGGAAGGCGACGACGGGCCUGCCGGCGACCUCUUCGACCAGCUUGCCGUGCCGACGUCGUACACUUGCGGGAGGGACUCGGGUAUCCCGUACGAGUUGUUCUGCUCGGAGUUGUGCCCAGAGGCCGAGCCGGACACUGUGAGACACGUGUCCAGUAUGAGAGAGGAUUUGCUCAAGAGCUUGAGGCGGACGGCCUCGCAGCUGGGGCAGGACCCGCCGCGGGUCGCGAGGGUGGGGUCCACUGGGCGCCUGGGCGCCAUCCUGGAGCACGACCCGACAGAUGCGACACUGACGUACAAGCUGAGCUUCCCAGAUGGCUCCACCGACUGGUUCGCGCAGGGACGGGCGCAGGCCGUGACGACUGCCGAGGGCGCCGUGCAGGACCGCCGCGGCGGCCUCCCCUUGCAGGAGGCGGACUUCUGGGACCUGGCCUGGAGCAUGCUCGGCGCCCUGUCGGACGGGCCGCCCGACCCUGUGGCAGUGAAGGCGCUCUGGCGUGAGCUCACGCAGGGUGUGCAGCCCCGGCGGAUCGAGCGGAGCGCCUUGCUGCAGCUGCUUGCCGACGAGGGACGCCCAUCGCCAGCCGCCGACGCGGGCGAGCGGGCGCAGGACGGCGAGCUCUCUGCGGAGACGUUGGAGGUGGAGGCGCGGGCCAGGGAGGCGGAGGCCUUGGCUGAUCGGUACGCCCAGGAGCGCGCGCAGAGGAAGGCCGCAGAGAGGGCCGCGGCCGCCGCGGAGGCUGGUCCGCGGCAGCCAGCCCAAGACGAGGGCUGGCUCGUCGAGUCGUUGCGGUCUGGGCUCGCACUCUCUGUUUCGACGGGAACACCGAGAACAGUCUUCGAGACCUUCGCCACUGGCUCCGGCCAGGGCGCACUGAUCUCCAGGGUCAGCUUCGCGUUGCUGGUGGCAAGCUACGGCGGCAGAAGUCCUGCGCUGGAAGGCGACGACGGGCCUGCCGGCGACCUCUUCGACCAGCUUGCCGUGCCGACGUCGUACACUUGCGGGAGGGACUCGGGUAUCCCGUACGAGUUGUUCUGCUCGGAGUUGUGCCCAGAGGCCGAGCCGGACACUGUGAGACACGUGUCCAGUAUGAGAGAGGAUUUGCUCAAGAGCUUGAGGCGGACGGCCUCGCAGCUGGGGCAGGACCCGCCGCGGGUCGCGAGGGUGGGGUCCACUGGGCGCCUGGGCGCCAUCCUGGAGCACGACCCGACAGAUGCGACACUGACGUACAAGCUGAGCUUCCCGGAUGGCUCCACCGACUGGUUCGCGCAGGGACGGGCGCAGGCCGUGACGACUGCCGAGGGCGCCGUGCAGGACCGCCGCGGCGGCCUCCCCUUGCAGGAGGCGGACUUUUGGGACCUGGCCUGGAGCAUGCUCGGCGCCCUGUCGGACGGGCCGCCCAACCCGGUGGCAGUGAAGGCGCUCUGGCGUGAGCUCACGCAGGGUGUGCAGCCCCGGCGGAUCGAGCGGAGCGCCUUGCUGCAGCUGCUUGCCGACGAGGGACGCCCAUCGCCAGCCGCCGACGCGGGCGAGCGGGCGCAGGACGGCGAGCUCUCUGCGGAGACGUUGGAGGUGGAGGCGCGGGCCAGGGAGGCGGAGGCCUUGGCUGAUCGGUACGCCCAGGAGCGCGCGCAGAGGAAGGCCGCAGAGAGGGCCGCGGCCGCCGCGGAGGCUGGUCGAGACGCGGGCGUAGAGCCAGGCUGCCAGGUCGGAGCCGCCACGGCGAGGCCGACGUUAGAUGCAGUGGAGGAUAUAGACGCGUCGCUGCACUCUGGCAUGAGCGAGAGCGCCAUUAUCAUCGAGGACAUACCGACCCCUUUGGCCAAUUUUGGCCUCAGUGUGGAAGACCUCAUAGCUGGCUCCCCGCAGACUCAGCCUGCCGCAACUGCGCCGGCUGUAUUGCCAGCGCGACCAAUGCGCAAGUUGGAGGGCAAGUCCCCGCUGCACCGUCCGAAAGACCUCGGUGCUGUUUUCGAGGACGCCGACGCCGACGGCGACGGCGCGCUGGGUUUAGCGGACUUGCGAAAGUACCUCGGAGAUUUCCUUGGAUACGGCGACGCGGAGAUCGUCGCCUUCCACCAGGCCCAGGGCGGUGCAUCAGGCGUGACCCUGGAGGCAUUCAAGCAGGGCAUUAGGGGGGACCUCAACCCAUACGCCAUGUCGAAGCGCAAGGACUGCGUGCUCUUGCGCAAGCCCGGGGCCUUCGGGGGCAUGAGUGGUGUAGAUUUUCAAGUGGAGGAGUGCAGCGGCUGCACCAUUCUGAUCUGUGAUCGGCAGUUGCGAACUAGGGACUGUGAGAGCUGCACUUUCUACCUCCACUCGCACACCGAGCCUGUGAUCGAGAGUUCGUCCGACUUGUCCUUUGCUCCUUUUGCGGCCGAGUACCCCGGGCUGUCCACGCACUUCCAGCAGGCAGGGUUUGACGCCGGCAGAAACUUCUGGAGCGCCAUCUUCGACUUCACCGGUCGCGCCGACGGCGCGAAUUGGAGCAUACUUCCGCUGGACAAGUGCGAGAAGCUGGUGGUUGCGUUCGAGCGCUGCUCCGACCAGCCCGACGGCCCCGCGCCGGAGCUCACGCAUCAGCUGCUGAUCGCGCCGCCGCCGCGGGCCACCGAGGGACACGGCGACUCGCUGACGGCGAUCCCGCAGACUCGGCCUCCCGCACCGCCUCUGCCUGUGCGCUCUGGGCCACAGAGGCGGCUUGUCUCCGACGACGCCAGCGCAGCGCGCCGGGGCACUCUGGAGCCCCUCGCCGAGCCGCCCGCGCGGCCAGUGCGUAAGUUGGAGGGCAAGUCCCCGCUGCACCGCCCAAAGGACCUCGCGGCUGUUUUUGAGGACGCCGACGCCGACGGCGACGGCGCGCUGGGUUUAGCGGACCUGCGCCAGUACCUCGGAGAUUUCCUUGGAUACGGCGACGCGGAGAUCGUCGCCUUCCACCAGGCCCAGGGCGGAGCAUCAGGCGUGACCAUGGAGGCAUUCAAGCAGGGCAUUAGGGGGGACCUCAACCCAUACUCCAUGUCGAAGCGCAAGGACUGCGUGCUCUUACGCAAGCCCGGGGCCUUCGGGGGCAUGAGCGGUGUAGAUUUCCAAGUGGAGGAGUGCAGCGGCUGCACCAUCCUCAUCUGUGAUCAGACAGGGCAGUUGCGAACUAGGGACUGUGAGAGCUGCACGUUCUACCUCCACUCGCACACCGAGCCUGUGAUCGAGAGUUCGUCCGACUUGUCCUUUGCUCCCUUUGCGGCCGAGUACCCUGGGCUGUCCGCGCACUUCCAGCAGGCAGGGUUUGACGCCAGCAGAAACUUCUGGAGCGCCAUCUUCGACUUCACCGGUCGCGCCGACGGCGCGAAUUGGAGCAUACUUCCGCUGGACAAGUGCGAGAAGCUGGUGGUUGCGUUCGAGCGCUGCUCCGACCAGCCCGACGGCCCCGCGCCGGAGCUCACGCAUCAGCUGCUGAUCGCGCCGCCGCCGCGGGCCACCGAGGGACACGGCAACUCGCUGACGGCGAUCCCGCAGACUCGGCCGCCCGCACCGCCUCUGCCUGUGCGCUCUGGGCCACAGAGGCGGCUUGUCUCCGACGACGCCAGCGCAGCGCGCUGGGGCACUCUGGAGCCCCUCGCCGAGCCGCCCACGCGGCCAGGCGGCGUCGCGUCCAGCGGCAGGGUCAGCCGCAGAACGCGAGCGAGUCCUGCGCAGCCCGGCGUGUCCCGGGCGCGCCUGUCGGCCGCGUCGCCGUGCGGGGGUCAGGAGGGUUUAGAGGGUUUGGGAGGCUUGCAGGACGUCGGCGGGCUGGAACAGCAGGUCGCGCACGGCGGCGACGCACCUGGGCGCCGCAGCGGCGGCCCGAUUCGGGAAGGCGCGGAGCCCAGCCAGGUAGCAGAGCUGGGCAUCGCCAGUGGAGAGGCGGGCUCGAGCCAGGUGGUCGUGUCAUCGCCACUCCUCGGUCUGCUCCGGGCCCAGGCGACGGUGAUUAUCGACGGCCUGAGCCGCAUCGGUGAGGCAGAGCUCCAGGGGGUGCGCGUGGACCGCGCGGGCUGGCAGCCCAGCCAGGGCAGGCCGUCGGCCCAGGUCCGCUUCGAGGAAGGACGGGCGUUCGAGGGGGCGCCCCAGGGAGUUUACUCGGUAGGCCACGAGCGGGAGCUAAGCGCACGCGCGGGGCCACGAGGGCCGGGCUCCGAGUCCCCGCUGGAAGGCAAGCUUGCUGCCAGCAAGGGCACCGCCCGCGGCAAGGAGGCAGCUGGGGCAGCCUGGGAGAAUCUGACCCCCCCCCGCUGGGACCGGCGGGCGGCAGGGCUGGAGGCCUGGCAGGACAGCGAGGCAGUCACCUUCGCAGACCCCACGCUGCUCCGCGGCAUCAGCGCCUCCAAAGUUCUCCGCCGCAAGGGCAGCGUCUUGCGCGACAACAGCGGCAGCGAGACCACCUACGCCAUGUCCAGAAUCGUGGAGCAGAUCGACGUCUUCAUCUCGCACAACUGGUCCACUCCGCAGUCGGUGAAGUUCAGGGUCCUGGCAUUCAGCUUUAACCUGUUGUGGUGCCUAUCUCUCAACCUGGUCAUUGGCCUGAUCUUUAUGACCCUGCAGGCCUUCGGUGUUCUGCCCACGCUGGACAUGACGUACGACAAUGGCGCACAGUACAAGAGCUCACCUUGGAAUGUGCUGGUCGGCACUGGCUUCUUUUUCGUGACCAUCUUUCACUGGCACGAUUUGCGCGCCUUCCUGGGGAUUCCAGGGCCGACACUGUUCCUCGACAAGACGUGCAUCGAUCAGGUGGACGAACAGCGCAAGCGUAGGGGCAUCCAGAGUCUGGCCGCUUUCGUCCGCCACUCGAAAAAGAUGCUAGUGAUCUACAGCGACACCUACCUGCACAAGCUCUGGACAGUCUACGAGCUGGCUUGUUUCAUGACCCUGCAGCCCACGUACAGGCUGCGGGUGGUGCCAGUUAUCCUGGCGGAUGUGAUGGUGAUGGGUAUCAACUUGUUCCUAAUCAUCAUCGUGAUGGACCUGAUUUCGGACAUGAACGCGGUGCACUCAGCGCUUGGGAUCGAGAGCUUCGGUGCGGCAAGCUACGUGGCAACCAGUGCGUUGGUCCUCCCGGCCUGUAUAAUGUUCUGCAGGAUAUGGCGCAAGUGGUUGCACGAGCUGUCACGCAUCCACGAGCAGGCCACGAGCUUUAGCGUCUUUAAAGCUGCGUGCUUCAACGAGGAAGACCGGCCUCUGCUACACAGAAGCAUUGCCAAGUUCAUGAAGGGUAUCGACGCGGUCCCCAAGGACGCGUCCGAGGCGACGGCGCUGGAGGCGUUCGACAAGAAGGUUCACCUCGAGGUGCCGUGGGCGCUGCAAGCGUCGUUGGGCAGGGUGGGCAUCCGCUACAGACACGCGUGCGUAAUCUUUCUGCCGUUCUUCCUCUACCUUAUGGACGGCAUUGGGCUGGCACUCAACCAGGCGGUCCCAGCUCGCAACAUCUUGCUGCAGCUCGUUGGCGGCUUCACCUCAUACUUAGCAGUGUACCCUGCGCUGCUGGCUCUGAUCGCCACGUUCAUGCGGGUAUCGCUGUGGCUGCAGAGGUGCGCGUCCAUCUGGGCCAGCUACGUGGCCACAGCUGUGAUUAUCACCGUGGUGGCGCUCAGCUGGCACGUCGUCGAGGGAAUCCUGCGCGUAUGGGCCGAGCAUAGCACAGCAGGCAUCUGCGCUUUCUUGUCCACCUCCGCUGCGAUCUUCUUGCUGACGGCAUUCAUGUACAGGCCAUUGAUAUGA
Prorocentrum cordatum is the source of this 7058-nucleotide messenger RNA. Lineage: Eukaryota; Dinophyceae; Prorocentrales; Prorocentraceae. The record is from the annotation of a GenBank genome assembly.